Cottoperca gobio is the source of this 2453-nucleotide messenger RNA. Its product is annotated as E3 ubiquitin-protein ligase RNF170. NCBI's taxonomy places the organism in Eukaryota, Metazoa, Chordata, Actinopteri, Perciformes, Bovichtidae. The record is from RefSeq and is a predicted model, not a curated record. Bases 1146 to 1913 code for a protein of 255 amino acids. The transcript is spliced from 7 exons. Gene Ontology annotation, molecular function: metal ion binding; ubiquitin protein ligase activity.
AUUAAACCACUGAUAGAAACGUUUUGUUUCCUAGUUGGACACAAAUGUUUAUGGCAUAAAAUCCUGAUAGACUAAACCUUGGGCCACAUUUUCUAAAAGGUUGCUCUGAACUUCGAGGACAAAAAUGCCCAUGUCAAACUGCCACAAAAUUAUUAUACAUUAAUAUUAUUUUCCAUUUUCACUGAAUUAAAUAUUGUAACCAAUAUCAGAAUUAUAAGUGUUGUUGUUUUGUUUUUUUUUUAUGAAUUUUUUUAUUCUUCUGUGUACAAAAUGCUAGGGGGAUUUUCUAUGUAUAAUUAGCAACAACAUUGUUUGUGCAGGAAAUCAUGAAAAUAGUAUGUAUUUUUUUUUUUAAAAGGACUAUUUUGAGGGUCUGUAUUUUUUAUUUGUUUAUUAUUGACUUAUUAUUAUUAUUAUUGGAGCUGUGGUUGAAUUAAAAAAAAUCACAUCUUUGCCAAAAGUUAUGCUAUAAGCAAUAACACAGCCAAAAUGUUCACAAAAUGCAAGGUUUAAUCUAACCUCCUACUUAAUUGUAAAACAGUAACACUGUUUACCAACAAGGUAACUGGUGUGGAUUUGAUAUAGCCGUAGGAUUUAGACACGAGAUCUAAUUAGCCUAAAACAACCAACAGACCGUGGAUUCACAACCAUGAAGGACAGGUGCAGCAACGCUAGCCAAGUGAAGAUACUAAACUAUUGCUGCUGUUAGCUUCAUUUAAUCAGUUACAUAAGGUUAACAAAAGAGCAACAUCCCACACAUAUAUCCUACUUCAUUGGAUUAGCACCCUAAUUCCGGCGAGGAUCGACUAAACUAAAGGAUAGUGUUGUCUUUGUACCUUUAACUUUGUAUUUAUUAGCCUGCAGUACCAGCUCACGUCGUUACGUAGGUGGACUGACACUGUUGCUAUGGAGGCUCUAAUUGAGUUACAGCUGCAACAGAAGCUAAUUUCUGUAAUUACGAUGAACUGUUCGACUAACUGACAACCAACUGACGACCAACUGCCAUAUCUUGCCUGAUUUUCUCUGGGCUGGUGAAGUGUUUUCGCGGACACCCCCACCACCUACAAACAGUGAUGCUGCCAGGCAGCACUUCACUUCCUUCUAGGAGACUGUGACUACGGUCAGCUGCUGUUUCUAGUUCCACUAUGCUGCCUUACCACAUCUCUCCGUCCAGACUGGACCAUCUCCCCUCUGAAGAUCCAGCGGGUCAUGGCCACCUCAGGUCAUCCAGAUCUCUGCUGCGCUCACCCGAGCGGUCAGCAUCAACGUUAAUGUGCCGCCAUAAGGAAGCUACACAGUCACGUCCAUCCACAAGCCGAGACUGGCACUGUCCAGUGUGCUUGCAGACGGCCAGUUUCCCAGUUCAGACGAACUGUGGCCAUUUGUUCUGUGCUCCCUGUCUGAUCGCCUAUUGGAGACAUGGAUCCUGGUUGGAUGCUAUCAGCUGCCCUCUCUGCAGACAGAAGGUCAGUGUGCUGUGUAAUCUUUUUAACGAGAGUCGAUCAGACCAGCAGUCAAAGGAAGUUCUUGGGGAAAUCACAGAAUAUAACAAACGUUAUUCUGGAGCCCCGCGAAGGGUAACAGACUACCUUUGUGACGCGCCUCUUCUCCUGCAGUUGCUGACCCGAGGCCUGGGCACCAUGGGAGGACUUGUGUGGUUGUUUUUAUUCAGGGUGGCCCUGUGCUGUGUGGGGACCGUGGUCUCCAUCUCCUACCCUCCUCUGGACCCCGUCUCCUCAUCAGCAGAUACCCUGGAAACAGACCCCUCCCUGUGUGGAGUGCUGGGGGUCUUAGAUGACCUGGUGGUGGUCGUCCUGCUCCUUAUCUGCGUGAUCAACAUCAACCAGCAGAUGGCGCCAGAGAGAGGACACUCUGCAAAUGCUACAACCUCCCAAGGAGUGAUGGGGAAUUAACUGUAGACAGAUGCUGCUGGAGUGUCAGUACAAGCUGUUUGACAUGGACUUUCAUUGGAUUGCUUCCUUCUGGUUGUGUUUAGUUGGAUUAGUGGAUGCAGGAAUAUUGACGACAGCACAGCGUGAAACAGAUGAGAUGUUAGACGGCGUCUGAGCCUCUCAGACUGUGGACUCGGCCUGAUUGUCAAGUGUUUACAAAGCAUACGUGAGAGUGAUAUUUAAAAUACAAUGUCAUGAACGUCCUGUGGACUGCAGUGUUUGGAUGGGACAUCAUUUUUUAAUCCAUAUUAAAUAGGCUUGUUUAAAUUCCUUUAUAUAUUUCAAUUAUAAUCCACAUUUCUUACCUAGAAAGAAAACUGUCCACUGUGUCAUUUGUAGUCAUGCAACAGUUAGAGUCUAACUGUGCAGAACAUUUGGUCCAGAAUUAAGUUUGAGAUAAACUGUCGUGUCUGUAAUAUUCUACUAUAUGUAAAUACUUGAUAGUGUACAUUUGUGUUAUUGAAGAAUAUUUAUGCGUUUUAAAAAAACAAACAUGACACA